AUGGUGUCAAGAAAUAAAAAGUUGCCAAACUCAUUCGAGAUGUGGAAGAAAGAAAAGGAGCGUCAAACCGAAUUGACGUUUGAACUAGCAAAUCGAAAUGAGAUUGAUCUUGCUCAAAUUAUACGCAAACAAGCAGAGAAAAAAAUCUAUACAAUGGCUGGAGUAAAGAUCGAGUUUCCUUUUCGAGCAUACAAAUCUCAGAUCCAGAUGAUGUCCAUGAUUGUCAAAGCCUUGAAAAACCGUGAGAAUGCAUUACUAGAGAGUCCAACUGGAUCUGGAAAAUCGUUGGCAAUUUUGUGUGCUGCAUUGGCAUGGUUAGACUAUGAAAAGAAGAAAGAAAAUGACAUUCAAGCAGAGAAACAGAAAAAGGCAACAGAAAUUGCAAAAAAAGUCUGGGAAGAUACAUUGAUGGAAGCUACCAAUGUGCCAAUUAGCUACGUAGAAAUUAAUAGAGAAGAGACGGAUGAUGAUUUUCAGCCGGCAAAUAUUAGAAGAAAAAUAGGAGGAGGUGGAUCUUUGCCAAUAUUAAAUCCAGUUGUUAAUACGAACGACACUACAACCGCAGUAAAUAUGAGUGAAUCGGUACCAAAUACAACUGCACCAAAAUUGCCCAAAAUUUAUGUUGGAAGUCGCACGCACAAACAGCUUGCUCAACUCAUUGGCGAGUUAAAGGGAAAUACGUUUUAUCGACCAAAGAUGUCCAUCUUGGGUAGUCGUGACCAGAUGUGUAUCGAUAAAAAGGUGUCCAAAUCAGCAACAAAGGCAGAUGACUGUGGUACCCUGCUGGAUGCACGGCACUGUAUUCCAGGUCUUCAAGCUGGAAAAUUGAUUUCAAAUCCAAACAUCCAAAGAGGAGGAAGCAUGGAGAUCUGGGAUAUAGAAGACAUUGUUCGUCUAGGUUCCCAAACAAGAUGUUGUCCUUAUUAUGCGACACGGGGUAUGGCUGAUUUUGCAGAAAUCGUAUUUUGCCCUUACAACUACCUUAUUGAUCCCAUUAUUCGAAAGGUUAUGCGUAUUGACCUAAAGGACGCUAUUGUCAUUCUCGAUGAAGCACACAAUAUAGAAGACUCUUCACGCUCUGCUGGAUCGUUUGAAGUGACAGAGGUUGAUUUGGGCAUGCUUCAGACUGAGCUUAAUCAAGUCAUUCGCAAUAAACAGCUUCCAGAGGAACACAAUUUACUUCUUUAUUUUACCGAGAGCUUAUUAGAAUGGAUCAAAGAUCCCUCUAAUAUGUUUACUAUCAAGGAAUUUGAACAACACGUUCAUCUUUGGUCUGGCAAAGAAAUCAUUGCAAAGCUAAAGGACAUUGGAAUCACCAAGAAUACAUUCGAGGCUUCACUUACUCCGGCUUACACUGCAAUUGCUGCUCUUGCUGAGUCAGUCAGACGUGAAAGAGAGCGCGAUGCCAAUAUCGAAUCAAAGAAAGAAUUAACUGAGAAUGAGGAUGGUACUCCAAAGGUUCAUAAUAGAAAAUGUCUUAGUAAUUACGCACUUCGACUGAUUGAAGGAAUUUUUAUGGUUUUGGGAUUCAUGUACGAAAGCAAUACCAAUUAUGAAGAUGACUACAGAAUGGUACUGAUCAAAAAGGUGAAUCGUACUGGAGACUCUUCAACAAGCUCUGAAUGGGUUUUCAAACUUGGAUUUUGGUGUCUCAAUCCUGGUGUUAUUUUCAAUCAGCUCUCAACCCUUACUCACUCGAUUGUUUUAACAAGUGGAACACUUUCACCGUUGAACAUAUUUGCUUCAGAAUUGAAUUCACCAUUUCCAAUUCGACUUGAAGCAAACCAUGUUAUUGAAGAAUCCCAGGUGUGGGUACGGGUUAUACCAACUGGACCUAAUAAUUGUCUUCUUAAAGGAGUAUAUACUCAGAUGGAGAGCUUUAACUACCAAGAUGAUGUUGGAGAAGCAUUAUGUGGGAUUGCAGAAACUGUGCCUUUUGGUGUAUUGUGCUUUGUGCCUUCCUACAGCACAUUGAAUAAACUAAAAAAUCGCUGGACGGCGACUGGAAUCCUAAAAAGGCUCGAGAAAAGAAAAAGGAUUUUUUAUGAACCUUCUGGACAGGCAAAAGCAACUUUUGAAAAAACCUUAAAGGAUUAUUAUGGAUACAUCAAAUCUAUUGAAGAAAAAGGUCCUAAUAAAGGAAAAGAUGGUGCCAUAUACUUUGCGGUUUUCCGUGGUAAAGUGAGUGAAGGCAUUGAUUUUAAAGACAACAAUUGUCGAGCUGUUGUCACAAUAGGAAUUCCAUAUCCAAACAUUAAAGAUAUUCAAGUAAAUCUCAAAAAAGCAUACAAUGACUUGAAGUGGAAACCUGGAGUCGAUUCCUUCAAGGGAUCACAGUGGUAUUCAGCACAGGCUUACAGAGCCAUCAAUCAGGCCCUAGGUCGAUGUAUUCGCCACCAAAAGGAUUGGGGUGCUAUUAUUCUACUAGAAGAACGUUUUCGAGAAGAAGAGCAUCAAGCUGGACUUUCAAAAUGGGUUGCUAAAUCUUGUAAAGUAGAAACAUAUGGAUUCGAGGCAGCAAUGAACAGUCUCAGCGAAUUCAUGAUUAACCGAAUUGAGAUUGACAAGGCUCUUUCUUCAAAAGAAACAAAAGAACAAGAAUUGACAUCAUCAUCAACGGUUGAUACUGUAGUUACAAAAGAACUUUCAUUACCGCCACCAACAACCAAAAUAACAAAGGAUGAAACAGAAAAUCAUCCUGUAGACCAUCGAGAACCAAAAUCUGGCGAGCAUAAAAACGAUCCUAUUUUGAUUCAAGAAGCCCAACCUAUUUUAGACUCUGGAUUUGAUCAAAACAAUCCAAUAGUUGUAGAUAGCAGUAUUACUACUACAGAAAACACUUUGAAUGAAGACAUAUCUGUCAAAAAUCUUGGCAAUCUUAAUAGUUUGGCCCUGACAGAUAAACCACUUGCCAAGAUCACAAUCCCGACCAAAAGGCUGCGAAAUAACGUGCAAAAAAAUACAUCCAACCCACAAGAUACAUACUUAAUUGAAACAGAAACGGCUGAAACCACACCUACCCUUGCCGCCAAAACUACUGCCACUACUACUAUAACUAAAACUAAUGAACUGACCACAGACAUCAGGAUACAAGAACAAGAACAAAAUUUGCCUAAUUGCGCAGAUCAAUCUAAACCUGAGUCCAGUCCUACUUCUACCUCAGAACAUAAACUCCAACCAGCUGUACUCGAUUGUACGCCACUGGUCAGAGCUCCACAACAAAAGACCGGCAUUGUUGCGUGUAGAUGGCAUGGAGAACACCUGUUUUCUGACAUGAAAAAGGAAUUUCUGGUUCAAAAGACAUCGACUGAUCUCGACUAUUUUCUUGAAUUAGAAUUAGACUUGUCGGUUAAAAACAGGGCUCGGAAAAAGAGCUGCAAAGUACUACAAGUCUGCUAUCCAACUUCUUGGACAAUGGAACAAAUUCAGAUUGCGGUCUUUAACCCAUCGGCUCCUGUCAUUAUGGAGGAAAAUGAAGCCGACGGACUUGUGUACAGAGUUUUUGGAGCCAGGUGCUGUAAAAACUCAAUUGGGGCAUUGAUAUACGAUACAACCUCUACUUUAUCAAGUAACCGUAGACUUGUUGGAAACUUAUUUAUCUUACACGACACUGUACAAAUAUUAGAUCCUGAACAAUUACUAUAA
Messenger RNA from Phycomyces blakesleeanus NRRL 1555(-), 3645 nucleotides. RefSeq lists its product as hypothetical. The transcript is spliced from 29 exons. The coding region runs from base 1 to 3645 and encodes 1214 amino acids. Gene Ontology annotation, biological process: double-strand break repair involved in meiotic recombination; nucleotide-excision repair. Gene Ontology annotation, cellular component: nucleus. The record is from RefSeq and is a predicted model, not a curated record. Lineage: Eukaryota; Fungi; Mucoromycota; Mucoromycetes; Mucorales; Phycomycetaceae. Gene Ontology annotation, molecular function: ATP binding; hydrolase activity, acting on acid anhydrides, in phosphorus-containing anhydrides; DNA helicase activity.